AUAAACAAUAUCUUCAAGACAGUGAAAAAUCAUUAAAAUAUAAAACAGCUUCAUGAGACAGUGUGAGGACAAAACCUGCGAAAUAUUCUGUCUGAUUCAGUUUUUUUUCCCAGUUUGUUGAUGGUAGCCUGCCACGGCUCGACCGUGAAGCAGCGUCGGUUCCCUGAUGACUUUCUCUUCGGAGCUGCAACUGCCGCAUACCAGAUCGAGGGAGGAUGGGAUGCAGAUGGAAAGGGUGAAAGCAUCUGGGACAGGUUAGUCCAUACCAACUCUACAAUUGUACAAGACUUAACCACCGGUGACGUCACUGCUGACUCCUACCACAACUACAAGCGUGAUGUCGAGAUGAUGAGGGAGUUAGGCCUGGACGCUUACAGGUUCUCCCUCUCUUGGUCUCGGAUCCUCCCUACAGGCAUGGCCAAUGAGGUCAACCCAGCUGGCGUUGCUUACUAUAAUAACCUUAUCAAUGAGAUGGUGAAAUACAACAUCACCCCAAUGGUCACCCUCUACCAUUGGGAUCUUCCCCAAAAACUGCAGGACUUGGGGGGAUUUAUGAACCCCUUGUUUGUUGAUUGGUUUGAAGACUACGCGAGGAUUGUCUUUGAGAACUUUGGAGACAGAGUUAAGCUGUUUAUCACGUUCAACGAGCCCAGAGAGAUCUGCUUUGAGGGUCUUGAAGAUAUGAACAAGGCUCCCCUUCUGAAUACCACUGGUAUCGGUGUUUACUUAUGUGCUAAGCACUUGGUCUUGGCUCACGCUAGGGCCUACCAUUUGUACAAUAAUGAGUUCAAGCCAACUCAGGGAGGACAGUGUGGUAUUACAAUCAGCGUAAACUGGUUUGAAGCAGAUACUGACACUGAAGAAGAUUUGUUCGCAGCUGAGCUUAUGAGGCAAGUUCAGUGGGGUAUCUAUGCUGAGCCUAUAUUUUCGACUGAAGGUGGUUUUCCAAAGGAGUUAACUGCAAGAGUAGCAGAGAAAAGUGCACAACAGGGAUUUCCGCGCUCUCGUCUGCCAGAAUUCACUGAAGAAGAAAAAGCUUUUGUCAAGGGAUCAUCAGAUUUCUUCGGCGUAAAUCAUUACACAACUAUGAAAGUAUCAGCGACUAAAAACAAAUCAUAUUUCACAGCGCCAUCUAUGAUGGAUGAUUUAGAUGUUGGGUACUUCUGGCCUGAGGAUUAUCCUGCGUCAGCUUCUCCUUGGCUGAAAAUGGCGCCUAACAGCAUCUACCACGCCUUAACCCACCUGAAGGAGAGGUACCACAACCCAGCGAUCUACAUCACAGAAAAUGGAUGGGCCACUUACCCUGACAGUGGCUUGAUAGAUGAUGACAGGAUUACAUACUACAGAGCUGCAUGGGAGAGUGCCCUAAAUGCUCUGGAUGCUGGAGUCAACCUGAAGGGGUACAUGGUGUGGAGUUUGUUGGAUAACAUGGAAUGGCUGGAGGGAUACGUAGCAUGUUUCGGCCUGUACCAAGUGGACUACCAAGAUCCAGCUAGCACACGCACCGCUAGGAAGUCCGCGUUUGUCUACAAGCACCUCAUCAAGAAUCGCUACAUCGAUUACGAAUAUGAACCGAAGUCUUUAACCAUGACUAUUGAUGACGGAUUUUAAUUAUAAUGUAAUGCGAAAAACGUACUUGAAUUAAUGUUAUUAUAAUCUAUAAUAAAUAUAUUAUUAUAAUGCUGCAAAGUUUGUUUGU
Spodoptera exigua (beet armyworm) is the source of this 1699-nucleotide messenger RNA. The record is from the annotation of a GenBank genome assembly. Lineage: Eukaryota; Metazoa; Arthropoda; Insecta; Lepidoptera; Noctuidae.